Messenger RNA from Paracoccidioides brasiliensis Pb18, 3144 nucleotides. Its product is annotated as potassium/sodium efflux P-type ATPase, fungal-type. Gene Ontology annotation, molecular function: P-type calcium transporter activity; ATP binding; ATP hydrolysis activity. The coding region runs from base 1 to 3144 and encodes 1047 amino acids. Gene Ontology annotation, biological process: intracellular calcium ion homeostasis; calcium ion transmembrane transport. Gene Ontology annotation, cellular component: plasma membrane. The record is from RefSeq and is a predicted model, not a curated record. The transcript is spliced from 4 exons.
AUGGAAAAGCCGCCCCGCCGUGGGGCCGAGGCAGCCUCAACCGCAGGGGAUGAGAAGAGCCUUCUCUCUCUUCCCGCCCAUUGUUUGCCCUACGAUGACGUUAUACGCGAGUUAAGAACCGAUCCCGAAGAUGGCCUUACAGCUGAAGAAGCCAAGCGCCGGCUUCAGAUUUAUGGCCCCAAUGUGCUUGAAGGCGGCGAGAGAGUCUCCAUCGGGAAGAUUCUCAUCCGCCAGUUGGCCAACGCAAUGAUGCUAGUUCUUAUCAUGGCAAUGGUAGUUAGUUUUGGUAUUCAAUCCUGGAUUGAAGGCGGCGUUGUUGCUGCCGUUGUCGUCCUAAAUGUUAUUGUCGGUUUCUUCCAGGAAUUCGCUGCCGAAAAAACCAUGGACUCUCUGCGUUCCUUGAGUUCUCCAACUGGCAAUGUCUCGCGGAAUGGGAACACCACCACUAUCGCUUCGAUUGAUAUUGUUCCCGGUGACAUGGUUGAACUCAGGACUGGUGACACAGUCCCUGCGGAUCUCAGACUCGUGGAAGCUGUCAACUUUGAAACCGAUGAAGCUUUACUUACUGGUGAAUCCCUUCCUGUCCACAAGGAUGCGGAACAAGCCUUCCACCAGGAUACCGGUCCGGGUGACCGUUUGAAUAUUGCUUACAGCUCUUCAACCGUAACCAGAGGCCGUGCGCGUGGUGUCGUCGUAGCUACUGGCAUGAAGACUGAAAUCGGAUCCAUUGCUGCUGCUCUGCGCGCAUCUGAUUCUAAAGUUCGUGCAGUGAAGCGUGGGCCUGAUGGUGAGACUAAGAAGCGAUGGUAUGUCAAAGCAUGGGCUUUGACUGGCACAGAUGCCGUCGGGAGGUUCCUUGGUGUCAAUGUUGGAACUCCGUUGCAACGAAAGCUCUCGAAAUUGGCCUUGGUCCUUUUCGGGGUUGCUGUUGUUUUAGCAAUCAUCGUCAUGGGCUCAAAUGAAUUCAGCAGCAAGAGUGAAGUUAUCAUCUAUGCUGUCGCUACGGGUCUCAGUAUGAUUCCAGCUUGCUUGGUCGUUGUUUUGACUAUUACUAUGGCUGUUGGCACCAAACGGAUGGUUGAAAGAAAUGUCAUUGUUCGUAAACUUGACUCUCUCGAGGCCCUGGGCGCCGUCACCAAUAUUUGCUCGGACAAGACCGGGACAUUGACACAGGGAAAGAUGCUUGCUAAAAAGGCUUGGAUUCCGUCUGGAGGCACAUUCUCUGUUGGAACCUCAACUGAGCCGUUUAACCCAGAGAUGGGUGCUGUCGGCUUCGAAAGAGCACCUCCCGUUAAAGCAGGCCACAAUGAUGAACCAAUUGGCAUUUCCACGGUGGAUCUCCUCAAGGACAACGACUGUCUCGUCAAAUUUCUCGACAUCGCAUCCAUGGCUAACCUUGCUCACGUCUACAAGACAGAGGCAGGUGAGUGGCAUGCCCGCGGAGAGCCUACUGAGAUCGCCAUCCAGGUUUUUGCGUCUCGCUUCAACUGGAACAGGGACAGAUGGACCAAAGGGCAAGACGCCAUCUGGCACCAGGUCGCUGAAUUUCCCUUCGAUUCUAGCAUCAAAAAGAUGUCAGUUAUCUUCGAGAACCCAACUCAAAAAGACAAGAUGGUCUUCACCAAAGGUGCCGUUGAGCGGGUUCUUGAAGCCUGUUCUACCAUUGUGUGGAAUGCUGAGGAAGGCCUUAUCCCAAUCUCCGAAGAUCACCGCACUCAGAUUCUCGAGAAUAUGGAGGCCAUUGCCUCUCAGGGACUGCGUGUUUUGGCAUUGGCUGGACGGAAAUUUACCGACUCCCCACUCGAGAAUGAAGAGUAUAACCGUGACGAUGUUGAGAGGGAUUUGACAUUCCGCGGCCUGAUCGGCCUGUAUGAUCCUCCCCGCCCCGAAACCGCCGGUGCUAUAGAGGAAUGUUUUCGGGCUGGUAUUUCGGUUCACAUGGUCACUGGGGAUCACCCUGGCACCGCACGGGCUAUUGCCGCCCAAGUUGGCAUCGUCCCCACCGAUAUGAGCACUCUCGCCAGUGACGUUUCUGAUGCCAUGGUAAUGACGGCCAGCCAGUUCGACAAACUCACUGAUGACGAAAUUGAUGCCCUGCCCACCCUCCCACUCGUCAUCGCUCGAUGCGCGCCCAAUACUAAAGUCCGCAUGAUCCAAGCGCUCCACAGACGUGGUCGGUUCUGCGCCAUGACCGGCGAUGGGGUCAAUGAUUCCCCAUCCCUGAAACACGCUGAUGUUGGAAUCGCCAUGGGCGAGUCUGGAUCCGAUGUUGCCAAGGACGCAUCUGAUAUUAUCUUGACUGAUGACAAUUUCGCCUCGAUCCUCAACGCGAUUGAAGAGGGUCGUCGCAUAUUUGACAAUAUCCAGAAAUUCGUCCUUCAUCUGUUGGCUGAAAACAUCGCACAGGCCUGCACCCUUUUGAUUGGAUUGGCGUUCAAAGAUGUUGAUGGUCAGUCUGUGUUCCCGCUGGCACCCGUCGAGAUUCUCUGGAUUAUCAUGAUUACGUCUGGAAUGCCUGAUAUGGGUCUUGGUAUGGAAGUUGCUGCUCCAGAUAUCAUGGAUCGUCCGCCGCAAAGCAAACAAGGAAUCUUCACCCGGGAAAUCAUCACCGACACCAUCUUCUACGGCCUUUGGAUGGCCGCCCUUUGUCUGGCUUCCUUCACCCUCGUCCUGUACGGUUUUGGGGACGGCAACCUCGGCCGCUUUUGCAACAUUGAAUUCUCCGAGCAAUGUGAAACCGUCUUCCGAGCUCGUGCCACCACCUUCGUCUGUCUGACCUGGUUCGCCCUCUUCCUCGCAUGGGAGAUGGUCAAUAUGCGCCGUAGCUUCUUCCGCAUGCAGCCCAAUUCCAAGAAAUACUUCACCCAAUGGAUGCACGACGUGUGGCGUAACCAGUUUCUCUUCUGGGCCAUCAUCUGUGGUUUCAUUACAAUUUUCCCGCUGCUUUACAUCCCCGUUAUCAACACGGUGGUGUUCAAGCACAAGGGCAUCACGUGGGAGUGGGGGAUUGUGUUUGUCGAGGCCACCCUGUUCUUUAUGGGCGUGGAGGCGUGGAAGUGGGGGAAACGAAUUUACUUCCGUCGCCAGGAUCGCAAAGCAAAAGCCUCUUCUGGAGAUUUGAGGAUUGCCGAUGUUGAGCAGUAA